AUGAGUAAAUGUAUAAAUGAACCGGAAUGUUUUGUAAAUAAAGGCGAAUUUGAAGUAAAUCCAUUAUGUCUUGAUGAUUCCAUACAUGAAUAUUGUUCUGACAAUAUACAAACAGAAGACUGUAUCACAGAUCAAUUAACGGUAUGGAAUGUGGAAAAAUAUAACGAUUCGAAGUAUGACACAAAGUGCCAUGCAAAUUUGAAUGAAUUAAACAAAAAUGUAAACACACAAAAACAAAAUGAAAAUUUAAAUAAUGAACAAUGCGCUUGUAUCGAAGUGUGGGAGAAACUCAAACAAGUAUUUGAACUGACCGACGAACAAUUAAAUGCAGCCGUUCCUUUGAAAAACACAUUUCCCGGAGAUAUGUUUUAUCGUAUGCCAAUCGAUUUCAACGACGAUGACUGCGGGGAGAAUUUAGUCAAUUUUCAAUUAGACGGAGAAUACUUAUAUAAUUCUAAUGAUACUACGCAAUUAGACGAUUUGAAUAAUGAUAAUAACCUUAAAGCAAUCGAAAAAGUUAGUAUUACAAAUAAAAAAGAAAAUGAAGUAAUAAUCAACGAAUCCAAAAUACAAUCUAAUACAUUAGCUGGUAAAAAAACUACGACUAUUACUAAUAGUAAUGGGAACGAUCAAAAUAAUAAUAAAGCAAUACUGCAAAAUAUAAACCAUACGACUACGAAAACAAAUAGUCCGACGAAAGAUAUCAAAGAAAAUAAAAAGAUUGAUUUUAAGAAUGAUCAAAUUGAUAAUGGAGACAAAAAAACAAAUAAUAAAACGGCGAUUAAAAAACAAAACGUGAAGAAAAUAGUCAAAGGCGGUUCAUCUGGGAAACGAGUCAAUAAAGCGUGUUGUUUGCCGGUUGAAUCGGCGAUCAAAAACGAAGAAUCCGGAUAUAAUCUUAAGUAUAUAUACUCAUACGGUGAGAAAUAUCGAGGUGGCAUACAAAGUGGUCAUAAGAACUGUGUAGAUUUUUGGGUACCUAUUCCGCGGUCCAAAGGAUGGAUAUCAGAAUCGUUUAUAAACACCGUAAGUAACCUAAAUUUAUGUAUUAGAGAGAAGAGCUUAAUUUUGGUCAGUUUCUUUUAAUAUAAAAUUGUCUAAUGUAAUUUUUGUUUUUUGAUAAAAAGAUAGGUAUAUGUAUUUUCAAGGUUAAUGGUGUAUUUAGUAUAUAGGUCAUUGAUGUAUUAGUAUGAAUCAACGUAUUUAAGGGGGUAUUUAAACCCCCCUCCAGAGAACUAUUCGUUUUAUUAUUAGGUAUAUAUAUUAUGUUGUGAUAAAAUAAUUAGGUAUCACAAAAAUCUAUGAAAAAUCGAUAUUCCUAAUCAUUCAUAAAUGUUGAUCAAAAAAUGAACUAUGAAACUUAAACUUAAACAAUUGAAUAAUAAUGUUUGUAUUAUACAUAUAACCAGUAUACAGCAAUCGAUUCAAUUUUUGUACAUAGUAAUAUUUAAUAAUAAUAUAAAUAUAAAAUUAAAAUAAUAUGAGUAUAAUGUAAAAGAAAACAAAAUAAUUAGUAAAAAGACCAAUAACACUUUACUAUUAUAUUUCGUAGAUUUUCCCGGUUUUCCUCCGUUUUUUCCCGUUUAUUGAGAAAACUUCUAGGAAAUUAAAAAAAUGACCUCCCUAAAGUACUACCCUAGUCAGAUUUUUUUCAGAAAAAAUUUAUAAUUGUAAAUCUGGGCAAAAUUCUGGUAGAAAAGUUGUGCACAAAAAAAAAUCCGUUUUACUGGUAAAUCUUAGGAUUUACUAAGUUUCACCAUUAUUUGUACUUUUGUCAUAACAUAUAAUUAUAUUCGCAUAAUAUAAUAUAAUUUGGAAGAUUUUUUAAAGUCAUAUAAUAGUAGCUGUCCCGCCCGGCCUUGCCCUUGUUAAUUUUUAUUUUUUUUUUACACUACUCCUUUUUGGUUUUGACCGUGUCAGUAAUAAAUAAAAAUAAAUAGGCGGAAAGUGAGUAGUCUACCUUCGGCGGACUAAAAGUAUUCUGUUAUGACAGAUAUUUUUACAAUUUAAAUUACUAUUUGCCUUAAGCAUUAAAUGUUUCUGGAUACACCCACCACGUUAAGCGUCUCAUUUUCUGGGGCCAGCGCGAAAAAUUUUGUUUUGAAUGUGAUACGUGACAGACCCACGUACAAUUGAUUAUGGGAAAACGUUGGACAGUUUGGUCUAAACUUGCAACAUUUAAUGUUUGAUCUUAUGCCUUACUGAUAGUCAUUGAAAAACACAGUUUCAAGGGGAAUUGGAGCCGUUUAAACUGGAAUGGUAGAUUGGUUGGUAUCAUUGGUAUUCUAGGAACUAAAACCAUUUUCCCAGCUCCAUAGCCAGCAAGAACCAUACACUGAAGCAGACAGUUUUUUAAAUAUUUUAUUUGCAAUCUUACGCAAUUGCAUAAUUUUGGUGAACAUAAGUUCCGGAGUAAUAUUAUAGGAGAACCUACCUCUUAACCUCUUAACCUUUUAGCUUUUUCCUGUACUUAUGGAGAUUUUUAAGUCAUUUAAAAAUUGUUCAGAAUUAUUAUUAGGAUGAUUAUAUACUAAUCGAAAAGAUAUCUUCAUUCACAUUCCAGUAGGUUUAUUUUUUAGUAUUUUACAAAACUAAUGUUAAACUUUCUUCAAUGUUAUCCCAUAUUGUAUUUGUUUCAUAUAUUGGGGUUUUUCUUCACACGCGUAUAACAAUAUGAAGAUAACGGGAUUAAAUUUGGAACUAGCUUUUAAAAACUGGAUAAAAGUAUCUUGUUCGAAUUUUGUCAGAACAGCGUGACAUAAUGAUCAAAAAUGGGACAAUCCAGUUUAAAACAGGAUGUACGGUCACCCUGAUUUAGGAUCAUUUGAUGUAGAAUUAAAAGUAUAAGUACUUAUGUUGAUCUAUAUAGGGUACCAUCUAAGCCAUAUUGAUUUUGUUUAUUUUUUGAUAUUAUAGCAAAGAAAAAUAACGACCGAACAAAGACAGCUUAAAUUGGAAUUAGGACGGAUGCAAGAGGAAAAUACACAGAUGAACUCCAUGGCAGAAGAAAAAGCCACGAAGAAAAAAGAAAAACAGCAGACUAAACCAAGAGUCGUAAAUCAAUCGGUUAACAAUUUGAUCAAUGACGGCGAAACGAAAAAACUAAUCAAAGACAAUAAUACGGACAGUAAACAUAGUUCGGUGCCUGCGUUCAAGGUGGACAAAGAUAAUGGUGUUUAUACCAUUACGAUGAACCGUUUGACAAACGAUGGGCGGCUGGACACAGUAGAAGACCCAGUCGUCUUCAGAUUAGAUACGCAGGUGGACGCGGAAAUUCACAGUUCUUGUUCGAAUUUGAAUAUAAAAAUUAACCCGUCAGCAGCUUUGUGCCCUAAAAAAACUGCACGUGACAUGUAUACCUCAUACGACCAAUUCUUUCAACCUACAGGAAAAAAGAAAGGCGAAAAGAAUGCUGUUUUUGUUCAAAAUUAA
Molecule: messenger RNA, 3432 nt
Organism: Cinara cedri
Lineage: Eukaryota; Metazoa; Arthropoda; Insecta; Hemiptera; Aphididae
Source: the annotation of a GenBank genome assembly